AAUAUCCUCUAACAACUCCUUACUAAUCAAAUAGUACAUAAUACAAGAUUAGGUAACUCUCUAUUACAAAAUUCAAUCAUCUGGGGCUUAGCACAACAAACAAAGUCAAAGGAAUCAGAAACUUCCAUGACAUAAGAAUGAGAAAUUAAACAGCAGAAGAAAUCAAAGAGAGUAGGCAAGGGGGGAAGGAACAGAGGAUGAAGACGUUGAAGAGCUCUGGCAGACCAAAGAACAAAAAGCUUGGCAAUCUCCUCAUCAUCUUAUGCACAAUCUUCUCUCUAUGCUUUCUCUCUAUUUUCAAAGCUCACUAUUGCCCUGCUCCCUAUGGUCUCUCUCUCACCCUCAAAUCUCUCUCUCUCUCUCUCUGGAUUCAUUUUAUCAAUGCUAAGCUUAAACUAAUUGUUAUUGCAGUGAAAUCACAGGCAAGUUUGAAAUUAGAAGUGUCUGACGAGAAGGUUGAUGUGGAGAUGGUGAUGGAGGAUGCUCUUCAUUCUUCUUUCAAAGAUGAUGAAGACGAGUACAACGGCGAAGAAGGACCAGAACCGAUAUGCUACAAUCCAACCGCAACAUCAGACCCCUGCGUCGUCGAAGGCGAUAUCAGAAUACAAGCAACCUCGAGAACUAUAUUCAUCCCCUCCUCUCCUAAACCCUCUCAAAUGUUAAAAAACAGAUGGACCAUCAAGCCCCUCUCUGACGCCAGCCCUCCUCCGUGCACCAAGAAACACUCCUCCCCCGCACUCAUCUUCUCCACCUACAGUUUCACCGGAAACCACUUCCAUGACUUUGCCGACUUGCUCCUCCCCCUGUAUGUCACUUCCCGCCACUUCCAUGACGAAGCCCACUUCCUGGUUUCCGAUGCCAAACCCUGGUUGCUUGCCAAGUUUCGCAGAAUCUUAACUACAUUCUCGUAUCACAAACUCAUGUACGCUGAACCUGGCAUCGUCCACUGCUUUCCUAAAGCAUUCAUCGGACUGACGCCAUCCAAGCCUAACAGUGAAACACUGUCGGGCCUCAGGAAAGUGCUCAGGCGAGCGUUCAGGCUGAAGCGAGUCAAGACUAAGGCCACAGCUAACAAGAGACCGAGACUGAUGAUCAUAUCGAAACAGGGAAGUGCUAAAGAUAUAAUGACGACAGCGACGAGCCUAGGAUUCGACGUCAGGGUCGUCAGGGAGCCCAACGUGACCACCGACGUGACCAAGUAUGCACGGUUGGUGAACUCGGCUGACGUUCUGGUUUGUGUUCAUGGUGAAGGGGUGAUGAGUUUGUUAUACCUGCCUAAAGGUGCGGUGGUGAUACAAGUGAUACCCUUGGGAGGUAUAGAGAAGAUGGAAAGGGAUAGAGUUAAGGAGACAAGCGUUGCGAUGGGAGUUAAGUAUUUGGAAUGUGCUGGGGAGGAGAAUGUGAGGAUGGAUUUGGGGAGGAUCAGGGGGACAUUGUUGGAGGCACUCAAGCUUGUGAGAAAAGAGUAG
Messenger RNA from Asparagus officinalis (garden asparagus), 1469 nucleotides. RefSeq lists its product as uncharacterized. Gene Ontology annotation, molecular function: glycosyltransferase activity. The coding region runs from base 198 to 1469 and encodes 423 amino acids. Lineage: Eukaryota; Viridiplantae; Streptophyta; Magnoliopsida; Asparagales; Asparagaceae. The transcript has 2 exons. The record is from RefSeq and is a predicted model, not a curated record.